This is a messenger RNA of Trichogramma pretiosum, 702 nucleotides long. RefSeq names its product pacifastin-like protease inhibitor cvp4. NCBI's taxonomy places the organism in Eukaryota, Metazoa, Arthropoda, Insecta, Hymenoptera, Trichogrammatidae. The transcript is spliced from 2 exons. The record is from RefSeq and is a predicted model, not a curated record. The coding region runs from base 1 to 702 and encodes 233 amino acids. Gene Ontology annotation, molecular function: peptidase inhibitor activity.
AUGAAGAGAGCUUUCUUCAUUUUAUUAAUCGUUGCUUCCAUCUCAGCAACUUUUGGCGAAUCCAAUGGUGUUGAAAAGCAAGUUUGUGAACCUAAGAGUACUUUUAAAAACUACUGCAACAUAUGCUUUUGCUCCGACGAUGGUCUUACCGCUGACUGCGGCAGGAAGUUAUGCGAUCCUAACGUAUGGAAUCCCGAUGGAACUCGCAGACCAUUAGCUCCUUUAUCGCUUUACAAGUCACUUAAACAAGUCUGUAAACCUAGCAGUCCCUUCAAAAUGGACUGCAACUACUGCACCUGCUCCGAUGACGGUACAAAAUUUGCCUGCACUAGAAUGGCAUGCCCCAAGGGAUAUACCGGUGUAAAUCUCUUUAAGAAAUCGGCAGUUCAUAAAAUAGUCGCGGAACUUGCCCGAAUCUGCGAGCCUAACACAUUUUUCAAAAUGGACUGCAAUAACUGCAUUUGUGACGAAACAGGAUUCCGACCUAUGUGCACAAAAAUGUAUUGUCCCAAAGGUUUUACUGGUGCAAAAUCGGCAGUUCAUAAAAGAGUCGCGGGAUCUGCCCAAGUCUGCGAGCCUAACCAAGGUUUCAAACUGGACUGUAAUCACUGCAGGUGUAACAGCUUUGGAACCAAAUACAUGUGCACAAAAAUGCUUUGUCCAAGAUAUAACGGGAACGAGGACCACGCAAUGAUUUUUUAA